ACGGAUAAUUUCUUUUGUUGUUUUUUUUUCGUCAAAUGUUACAUUGAACAGCAUUUUAUGUUAAUACCAAAAUACCAUAAAAUAUGAACAAAUUAAUGACGACAAACAAAAAGUAAGGAAUAAAGAAUAAAUUGAAGAUAUUGCGAAGUGCGUGUGAUACAGUGGCAGUGAAAAGGAAACGAGGGUUAAGAAGAGUUUGCUUAUUAGCCAGUUGGACUUGUCCUUGUGUGUCACAUAUUGAGGAAUAGCAAUAGCAGCGGCGGAAUUCAUUUGUUGUCUUCUUGAAUCACCUGAGUUGUACACCUGCUGCGUGGUGUUUUGUUCCCCCUACGGAAGCCUCCCCAGUGUAUUUACUCACCGAUAUCUUUUUUUUUUUGUUAUUUAAUUUCCCUUUUGAUUGGCACUUUCUUUGCAUCUUCCUCACACACACACGCAGUUGCAGCAGCAGCAGCAGCUUAGACUGACUACAAAAUGACUGACUACAGCGAUUUAGAUCGACAAAUUGAGCAGCUUAAACGCUGUGAGAUUAUCAAAGAAAACGAAGUCAAAGCCUUGUGUGCCAAAGCACGCGAAAUCCUAGUGGAGGAGGGCAAUGUACAGCGCGUCGACUCACCGGUCACUGUGUGUGGCGAUAUACAUGGUCAGUUCUAUGACCUGAAAGAGCUGUUCAAAGUGGGCGGCGAUGUGCCCGAAAAAAAUUAUCUCUUCAUGGGCGAUUUUGUGGAUCGUGGCUACUACAGUGUUGAGACAUUUCUUUUGUUGUUGGCUUUGAAAGUGCGCUAUCCAGAUCGCAUUACACUGAUACGUGGCAAUCAUGAAUCUCGUCAAAUUACCCAGGUCUAUGGUUUCUAUGACGAAUGUCUGCGCAAAUAUGGCUCCACAGCGGUUUGGCGUUAUUGCACCGAAAUUUUCGAUUAUCUCUCAUUGUCGGCCAUUAUUGAUGGCAAAAUCUUUUGUGUCCAUGGGGGCCUCUCACCAUCCAUACAGUAUUUAGAUCAAAUCCGUACCAUAGAUCGCAAACAGGAGGUGCCACACGACGGCCCCAUGUGUGAUUUGCUGUGGUCCGAUCCGGAGGAUCAAACUGGUUGGGGUGUAUCACCCCGUGGUGCUGGUUAUUUGUUUGGAGCCGAUGUUGUUAUGCAAUUCACGCGUACCAAUGACAUCGAUAUGAUAUGUCGUGCCCAUCAACUGGUAAUGGAAGGAUUCAAAUGGCAUUUUGGCGAAGCCGUACUUACGGUGUGGUCAGCACCCAACUAUUGUUAUAGAUGUGGUAAUGUGGCAGCUAUAUUGGAAUUAAACGAGUACCUGCAUCGUGAUUUUGUUAUAUUCGAAGCAGCGCCUCAAGAGAGUCGAGGCAUACCAUCAAAAAAGCCUCAAGCUGAUUACUUCCUUUAAAUAAGCCGUCGCUAACCUAAGCAUCAUAACCCUAUAGACUAUCCUCACGCGAGCCUCAUAAAACAACAACAAAAUAGUGACAAAUAAAUCCCUCAUACAGCAAACAAAAAAGAAAAGAAAAUAAAGGCGUCUAUGACGAACUAUUAAUAAAUUUAAACUAAAACAAAUAUUUAAAGACAUCAAAUCAUUCAUCAUGCGCAAUUUAACAAAAAACAACAACAGUUUCCUUCUUUUGUGAAGUUUGCCAAAAAAAAAAGAAAAAGAAAAUAUACAUAUUUUUAAAUAAGAAAAAUCAUUUACAAAAAAAACUUCACAGAAACUCUAAUAGAACAAAAAUUGACUUGGCCACAAUUGAAAAAGCGUGGCACAGGAAUAUCAUGAAUCAGAAACCCCCCUUAAGCUAAACAAAAUCUAAAAUUAAAAACACAAACAAUAUAUACAUAUAACUAAACAAAAAAAAAACAAAUUCGCGAUUCUUUUAAUAAAUGUUAGUUAUAGUUACCUAAGUAUUAAGUUAGAAAAAAAAUAAAAACCCAAAAAAAAAUUUACUAUAAUCCUCCCUUUUUAACCAACAAAUUCGUAUCAGCCCCCUCCUGCAAAUCAUACA
Messenger RNA from Stomoxys calcitrans (stable fly), 2002 nucleotides. It is a transcript of the gene Pp4-19C, whose product is annotated as serine/threonine-protein phosphatase 4 catalytic subunit. Bases 472 to 1395 code for a protein of 307 amino acids. Gene Ontology annotation, cellular component: cytoplasm; nucleus. The record is from RefSeq and is a predicted model, not a curated record. Gene Ontology annotation, molecular function: protein serine/threonine phosphatase activity. Gene Ontology annotation, biological process: peptidyl-serine dephosphorylation; double-strand break repair via homologous recombination. The transcript has 3 exons. NCBI's taxonomy places the organism in Eukaryota, Metazoa, Arthropoda, Insecta, Diptera, Muscidae.